Messenger RNA from Anastrepha obliqua, 4966 nucleotides. RefSeq lists its product as uncharacterized. The record is from RefSeq and is a predicted model, not a curated record. Gene Ontology annotation, biological process: protein palmitoylation. Gene Ontology annotation, molecular function: palmitoyltransferase activity; protein binding. Gene Ontology annotation, cellular component: Golgi membrane. The transcript is spliced from 3 exons. The coding region runs from base 541 to 2226 and encodes 561 amino acids. Lineage: Eukaryota; Metazoa; Arthropoda; Insecta; Diptera; Tephritidae.
UCUCACAAUUUUGCUUUGGUUGGUUAAACCUUGUAUCUAUCAUCCUUGCUCAUGUUCACAUCUUGUUGUUGUUUACACACCCCCAAGGAAAAAUUGUGCUCGUUAUUGAUUUUUUUGUUGCCUUCAUUUUAUUAUAUCCUCGAAAGUAGAACAGUUUUUAAAGUGAAAAAAAUCGGGAAACUUCUCAAAAAUUUUGAAAUAAUAAUUUUUAAUAUACUACCUACAUACAUAUGUAUGUAUAUCCAUCGACUGAAUCCCAAACUUCAAUAAUUCUAGUUAUUGAAUAAGAUAAGUUUCAUUACGGCUGAAUAGAAAGUUUCUUUACUCGAACCUGGUGCAGAGUAAAAAGCAAGCAAGAUUUCUCAUCUACUCGAGAAUCCGCUCCAUCAAUCACCUUCGGCUUCAGGCACUGUGAUUGUGGAGAGAACGGAUUUUUAUAACGUGGCCAGCGGCGACAUCAUCAGAACGCAGCACAGCAAAGUGCACCCCAGUCCGGGGGCCGCCCGCAGUGUGUGGGCGUUGCCCCUGACCUCAUGCAAUAUGGUAGCCGAAGAGGAUAGUGCCGCCAACACAGAAGAACGCCCUCAUUCACCACCAACAUUGCGCCGUGGUGGCGGGUGCGUUGGUGGUGGGGUUGGACGCACUUCUGGAGGAGAUGGAGUCAUCGACAAACAUGAUGACAGCAAUUUACUAUUGUUUGAAGGCAUCGACGGUGCUAUGGCGCAUUUAGAUGACAUAUUCGAUGUGAUUAAAAAUGGCGAAGUUUGUGAUGUGGAAAAUUUGGUGGAGAAAUUCGGUAUUGAAUGUUUGUCUGCCCGUGAUAGGCACGGCUACACACCUGGCCAUUGGGUCGCGCUGAAUGGCAAUGUGGAAAUGUUGCGGUAUUUAAUUGAGCGUAAUGCACCGGUCGAUUUGCCUUGUCUAGGUACACAAGGCCCGCGGCCCAUACACUGGGCUUGUCGUAAAGGACAUGCGGCUGUGGUGCAAGUAUUGCUCCAGGCUGGUGUGGCUGUGAACGCGGCUGAUUUUAAAGGUCUUACACCGCUCAUGAGUGCGUGUAUGUAUGGUAAGACAGCUACGGCCGCCUAUUUGCUCGGUAUGGGUGCACUUAAUCAUCUUACGGAUAUAAAUGGCGACACAGCUUUGCAUUGGGCAGCUUACAAGGGGCAUGCCGAUCUCAUGCGAUUGUUAAUGUAUUCAGGAGUUGAAUUACAAAAAACAGACAAUUUUGGUUCGACACCAUUGCAUUUGGCUUGCCUCUCGGGCAACAUGACGUGCGUACGAUUGUUGUGCGAAAAAUCGAAUAUGGACUUGGAACCGCGAGAUAAGAAUGGAAAAACGCCGAUAAUGUUGGCACAGGCACAUCAACAUCAGGACAUUGUGCGAUUGCUAUAUAACGAAGUGAAAAAAAAAUCACGUUGGAUACCGUCAAUUACGGAAAUUUGGGGAUGGUUGUUUGGUGGAGCAGGCGAUUCGAAGGGCCCAUUGCUGCUUUUCCUAUUUUCGGUGUUAUUAUGGGGGUACCCAAUGUAUAUGAUAAGGGCUAUACCAAUUACCUGGAAUAUUCUUCGUCGUUCCCACUAUUGCUUCAUCUAUUGGAACGCAGUUAUGUGGAUCAGUUGGGUCAUCGCGAAUCGUCGUGAUCCGGGCUACAUACCGCUCAGCUCCGAUGCCUACUAUCGCGCUAUCAAGCAGAUACCAUAUUUCGAUAAGUUGAAAAAACGUAAUGUUAUUUUGACCCGUCUAUGUCACAGCUGUCGGUGUUUACGCCCGCUGCGCGCCAAACAUUGCCGUGUUUGUAAUCGAUGCGUAUCUUAUUUUGAUCAUCACUGUCCGUUUAUAUAUAACUGUGUGGGCUUGCGGAAUCGUAUGUGGUUCUUCUUGUUCGUGCUCUCAGUAGCCGUAAAUUGCUCGUUCACCAUUUACUUUGCUUGCUAUUGUGUGAUGAUUGAGGGCUUUACGUUGCUCUAUGUUUUGGGACUGUUGGAGGCUGUUGUUUUUUGUGGUCUCGGUUGGAUACUAACCUGUACAUCGAUAUUGCAUGCCUGCAUGAAUCUUACGACCAACGAAAUGUUCAAUUACAAACGUUAUCCAUAUUUGCGAGACAAGCGUGGACGCUACCAAAAUCCAUUCUCGCGUGGACCCAUUCUAAAUUUGUUGGAAUUCUUUGUCUGCUUGCCUGAUCGGAGCGAUGAAAAUGAUUUGCUUAUGGAGGAUAAUAUUUGAUUGAAAACUUAGGUACGCGCUAAUGCGCGGCGCCGAAAAAUACCAGCACAUGGAUAAUAAAAAGAUUAAAUCGUGAAGCUGGCUUUCAAAGCCAGUCGAGACGAAUGCAAUGCGAGGCGAGAUAUAAGAUUAAGUAGUUAUUUAGCUUGAAUUUAAACGCACUUUUCAGCUUUAGCCUAUGAAAACUAAUUGGAAAGAUAGAGAGUGUAGCAACAAUUGAGAUUACAAAGAUGAAGCGAAAACCAAAAACCACAUGGUAAAAGGAAAUUGGAGUUAGCUUGAGGAUAUGAACAGUAAAAACUAUAUGUGCAAGUUUUCAAAUCAAACUAAUUGAAAAUGUCGGCAAAACUCCCACGACAGAUGGCGUUACCGGAACGAUCCGUAUUUAUGUUCUGGCAUAAAAUUUCAAUCCAGCAGCCAAGGGGCAUUCAUUAAAGGUGGUCGCACUAGACCAACAACAAUAUUCUGUACGUUUGAUUGUCAAAGCAAAGUAUUGAGAAACUAGGAAACAAAUAAUGAAUUCGCAUUGUUUCAUUUUGAGCUGACAGCCAGAUGGACACGGCGAAAGUAAAAAAAAACAGCUGUUUUACCAACACCACCUGUAAUAGAUUCGCCUUGUUUACACACGUUUUUGUAACUGUAUAAUAUGUAUAUUGCUAAAAAAUUUAUUUAAUUUUGGGGGUGCUGCCAAAGUGAUAGCCGUUAAGUUAAUACAAUUAUGGGAUAGACUCGUUUGUAGUUAUAAAGCAAAUUACUUAAAGAAUAGGUCUGUUCAUGUAAAAAUUACCCAGUAACUUAUUUUCCGAGAAUUCCCUUUCAAAGAGAAAAGGAUAAAAAAAAGAGGUUGUCUGUAAAGUCGGUUUACUGACGAUAGUUUAACGUGACAACGUCAUAAGCAAAUACUGAUGUAAUGGUUGCAAUUUUCAAAACAAAAUUUUAAUUUUAUUUGUUUGAUAGAUAUUUUGUAUGGAUAUAGAGAAGGAGGUAAAUGGAAUCGCAGUGGAAUAGGUCAAGUUACAUUUACACAAACGUGAAAAAUUACGAAACAUCAAAUUCAUGAAAGAUAUGUUCAAUUUCGAUUGUGCAUCGGGCGUUAAUAAGUCAAUAACACUAAGAGGCAACAUCCUCGAUUUGCCUUUUUCAAGACACAUUACACUCGAAACACCCCCUUUCAUUUCCUACUUUUCCUAUCAUCGUCCUUUUCUCAACAGAGAAAUGGUUCAUUACCAUGCACACAGGAAGAAGGCAUAUGCAAAUACAAGUAUGUGAAUUUAUAUACCUACAUACGCGCAUAUACAUACAUAUAUAUGCUCACUCAAGUAGGACAGAGCCAGAUGUCGAACGUGCCGAACGCGGGGCCGAUUGUGCUCUUUGUCGUUCGUUUCGCGCUCUCGCUUGCAGUUAAAGCAAGGUAACGACGAUUCGUGCGUGCAGCCGGCUAAAUUGAAUUAUAAGACGUUAUCACGUCAAAAAAGUACAUGAACGCUAAAUCAGAAAUAAUUUGCAACUUUUACAAACAGCUGAUUAAAUUGUUGACAGCAAAAAUCGCAAAAAAUUGGCCUACUUCAUAUUAAAUUAAAAAUAAUUAAAAUAAAUAAAGCAAAUAAAAUAAAAUUUAGCGACUAUUUUGUCCACAAUAAUUUGCUCCAUUUCAUCAUCGCUGUCAGAUGAAGAGCAUUCCAUUAGCAAUUGCAAGUCGCAAUUCUAAAUCUUGUUUAUUUUUAUUUUACGAUCAGCUGUUUGCAAGUACUUACAUGUAAAAACUUGCAACUUCCUCUCAAAAUGAAAUGUCAUUUUGCUCUCUCACUUUCCCCUACUUUACAAGUUUCUUGGAUACAUGAACACCAAAACUUGAUAAUUUUUAACAAAUAUUACAAAUUAUUUGCUUCAUGAACUGACCUAUUAGCUAUAUUAACUAAUAGAAAUUCGCCAACAAACUUGAUAAAAUGUACCUGCUAAUUUUAUAUGGCAACAUAUACAAACAAUAAUAAUAAAUUGCGCGAACACUUCUCUUAGGUAUUUAUUCGAGCUCCUAUUUGUGGCGUGCGUCUUGAUGUUGUUCGGCAAAGGGAGCCGCUUACAGUUUUAAGCCGAGCCGAAAUUACAGUUUUAUCAGGAGCUUUCUUAUGAUAGCAACGCACUUGGGGGUUUGCCAUUGCCUGCCGAGGGGCGACCGCUAUUAGAAAAAAAAAUGUAUCUUUUAUUUGAUGUUCACAGAGAUUCGAACUUACGCACUCUCGAAUGGUAGUCACGCCCAAAUGUGCAAUUUCCACGCAUCGAAUUUUAUUACCAAACUGUUGGUUGUAUAAAUUGUGGUGGCUGCCGUAGCCAAGUGUGUCGGAAAAUAACGAUCUAACAAUUUAAAGUAUGUACCUAUGCUCCAGUCUAAUAAAUUAUGGACGAAGAAAAAAAAAUUCUCCUUGAAAUAUUUAUGUAAAGCGCAACGAACUUAUUAUGUUUUACUUUAAAUUAACUGCUAACGGUGACGGUAACAUAAAUACAGCGCCAACGAAAGAGGAUAAAAUUAAAAAAAUAAUUUGAUGUAUGUAAAUAUAUGUCCCAAAUCUUAAAAUGUGGUGCAGAUGAUGCGCACAAUUAGUAAAUUUAGAUAGUUUCUAGGGUUAGUAGAUAAACGAUUAGGGUGCAUAUCCAUACGUAGCUAAGCUAUCUGUAUUUAAGGUAAAAAUUUCUGCAACUCGGUCUAACAGAAUAUAACUACACAUAUUACACGCUACGGAAU